This is a messenger RNA of Penicillium diatomitis, 1878 nucleotides long. RefSeq lists its product as uncharacterized. NCBI's taxonomy places the organism in Eukaryota, Fungi, Ascomycota, Eurotiomycetes, Eurotiales, Aspergillaceae. Bases 1 to 1878 code for a protein of 625 amino acids. The record is from RefSeq and is a predicted model, not a curated record. Gene Ontology annotation, biological process: endosome to lysosome transport; protein transport; protein modification process. Gene Ontology annotation, cellular component: ESCRT I complex. Gene Ontology annotation, molecular function: ubiquitin binding. The transcript is spliced from 4 exons.
AUGGCAGUCCCUCAGCGUACGCUGACAUGGCUGUACUCUGUGCUCUGCAAGGACCAUUACGAUCCGAAGCAGACCUACCAUGAUCCCAAUCGGACGUACCAGGAUGUCGCCAAUACGCUAGCCCAGUAUCCUACAAUCUCACCUCGAACCGACGUCUACACCUACGAGAAUGGCUUCUCCGCGCUUCUCCUGCAUCUGGUCGGCACAGUCCCCGUCUCCUUUCGCGGCACAACAUAUCGAUUCCCAGUCGCGCUUUGGAUCCCUAAUACGUAUCCUCGAGAGCCUCCGAUGGUGUACGUCACGCCGACUCAGGACAUGGCAAUUCGCGUGGGGCAACAUGUCACACUGGAGGGACGAGUCUAUCACCACUAUCUGGCGCACUGGGCGGAGUCGUGGGACAGGUCGAACAUCUCCGAACUGAUCUCUGUUCUGAGAGAAGUAUUCGCCAAGGAGCCCCCCGUUCGAUACAAGCAGCCUGUGCCUCCUCAACCGCAAUCGCCUCAAAUAUCACUUCGGACACCACCUCCAGUGCCACCACUGCCAGGGGCUGCAGGCCAUCCUCCCAGCCAACCUCAAAGUCCAGCAUAUGCGCAAGGUUCGAGUCGAUCGGCCAAUCUGCCCCCGCAGUUACCACCGAAGCCGAAUUCUGGAACCAGUUCCGCAAGCGCUCAUCCGGCACCCACGCCUGCGCCAGCAGCAGAUCAUCGGUAUCAAUCACCGCCGCCUUUGCCUCCUUUACCACCAAAAGGGAACGAGACGUUGCGGCAUUCUUCGAUGGGCCAGGCGACGGCGCCGUACUCAGGAUCCCGCUUCUCGCAGCAAUACAGCCAAGAUCAACCGCCUCCACAAGUCCCUGUAUCAUCUGCACCAGCUCCAUACUACAGAGCUGGUCCAGGUGGUGACUCGGUCUCAGCCAGUCCUUACACGCCUCGUGGACCAGCCCCGACUCAAUACUCACCGCAACAGCUACAACCGCCAUAUGCCCAAUCGCCGCCUGCCUCGGCGCAUCCACUGCAUCCCGUGCAUCCAGCGCACAUUCCAGGAACCCAGCCUGCGACGAGCCAACCGACGCCGCAGCCGCAGUUGCAGCCUCAUCCUCAAGCUGCACGACAGGGACACCCUCCUCCACUUCCAGUAUCAUCAGCUCAUCCACCUACUACUGCCCAUUCCCAUGUUCAAGUGGCAGUACCGCCGCCAAAGAAGGAUGCUCCCGACCUCCUCACUUCCCCAUUUGAAGUCGAACUGCCAGCAAUUGCUCCUACCGGUCCAGCACCCCCUAUCCCGCCCAACCCCGAGAAAGACGCUCUCCUCCAUGCAAUCUCCCAUACACUCGUGCAGACCCUGAAUCAGCACGCAACCCAGUCCGACUCGGCCGCGCAAUCUCUCGUCGCACAAUCGCGCUCCCUCCAAGCUGCCAUGUCCACACUCCAGGGCGAAGUCGCCGCCUUGAACUCGCUCCACUCGGCCUUACAAUCCAACACCUCCAUUCUCCAACAGGCUCUGCAUCGCGCGGACGCCACCAUCGCCGACGCCCAAACCCGCGCAGCCGGUGGCCACUCUUCCAGCACUGGGUCGUCAUCCACUGCCGCAGGUCCAUUAGAUUUGUAUUCACAUUCGCAGUCUGGUCUUCCACCCAUCGAUGAGGUUCUCGUUGCGCCUACGGUGGUAGGCAAACAACUGUACGACCUGGUCGCAGACGAGGAAGGUCUCCAACACGCCUUGUACGCAUUGCAGUCGGCGCUCGUGCGCGGCGUAAUUGGAGUUGAUUCGUGGUCUCGGCAUACGCGCAGUCUGGCACGUGAAGCGUUUUUGAAGCGCGCUUUGAUUCGCAAGAUCGGUCGUGGAAUGGGGUUGGAAGAAGGCGUUGCUGGUGCUUGA